ACAAAUGAGGUGCAGCGCAGAUAGCAGGUUGACACAGUGGCACAUUCAGCAGAAUGGUGCAGAGAGACACGUUUGCCAUAUCAAGGCAAUUUAUUAAUAAUAUCAUUAACACCUGCUAUUUGUAGUAAUAGGUGACCACUGGCAUUGACACACACUCGGGGCAUCUUGAGAGAAUGUUUUCACCAUAGAGUUUGAAGAUGACAUAUGACUUUAUGAGGAACUCCAGGUGGUGAGUAAAAUGUAUUUUUCUUGCGUUUUCAUGUUUUUCUUUGCUUUCAUCUGAAAAAAAACAGUUCAGGUGCAUGAUUUAUGUUUUUUUCUGUGAACUGUGGUUAAGUCACUCUUUUAUGAGAUAAAUGAAAGAGCAAGCAUGCAGUUUUACCAGUGCUUACACAAGUGGAAAUAACUUUUGUGAUGUUUUUAAGAUUUUUAUUUAUUUAUUUAUUAAGGCAUACAUUUAGAGAAUCUACAAUAUAACUUUAAAAGAUUAUAACAUCAUUUCUAAAAACAAUGUCUUAACCUAAAUUUAAGAAAAAUAAGAUGGUUAUUAAAAACAGACUCCUCAAUAAAUUGAUAGUGCUGGAAUUAAUGUUAAAGUUGUUUUAUACAUCACCUGUAAGUAGCAUUUAGCAUAGCGGUAACAGUGGAACAUGUUAUGAGAGCUCAAGGUUAACCCAGAAAUGUCUUUAAGUCCUUUACUUUGUGAAGUUCUCCCCUCUGUGACUCCAGAGAAUAGAUCCAGGCACUCCCAGUGCCAAGCUCUGCAUAGAAUGACAGCAUGUCUUUUGAGUAAAAGUUCAGGGAGGUGGAGGAAGGGAUGGUGUGUCUCAUUUGUGAAGAGUCUCUCCUCUAAUCAUAUGCUGAAGCCCCUGGUGCCCGCCCUGUGUUUGGUGGUGGCGGUGAUUUACGGUCUGGCUGACAAACUCCGAAACUUUGUAACUGGCAUCUUCAUCCCUCAGUACCACUACCCAUAUGCAGUGGCUCUCUGCUUUGCCCAGGUUCUGGUUUCUCUGUUAUUCUUAAAUCUCCUACAUGUUCUGGAUUUGGUGCCACUGAAGCAGUACUCCAGGUCUCUGGGUGAGCGGUUGCUGGUGCCUGCUGUCUGCAACAGCGUCCAUGCUGUUUUGGCCAUGUGGGCCAAGGCCAUCAGCUCAUACGCCGGCCUCAUCCCCCUCACCAUGCCUCUGCUGCCUUCGUUAACUGUGGGCUUCAGUUUUGCCCUGAAGCUGGCAUUGCCACCGUCUAUCCACACGUCUGUUCUGUUUUCCAUCCUGAGUGGUACAUCUAUUGUCAUCAGAGCCUCCCAAGGUGUGUCUAGUGUUGAUCCCCUUGAAUACAUCUAUGCACCUCUGGCUUUAAUCCUCCACAGUCUUUCUCUGACUUGGCUGGCUAAAGUGUCUGAGGCUGAGCACCAACACUCCCCUGAUGCCCAAGCCUCCAUUUUUGACAUCUACUACACCCAACUGGUCAACCAGAGCUGGGUGCUAGGCCUCCUGUGGCUGCUGCACCCGGACAGUCCCUGGCAGGUGUUGAGUCGGGGCAGCUGGCACAGCCUGCUCUUCCAUGGUUACCUGUUCGCCAUUCUCCUGCUGGGGAUGGUCCUGAACUUCAUGGUCGGUAUAUCGGCUCUUUGUGUCUCACCACUCGCUGCUGCACUGCUCCGCUCAUCAAGAGAGCUGGUGCUGCCAUUUAUCCACCUUCUGUAGUUUCACUCUAAAGGACACACUUAUAUUCUUGAAUGUUUUGUGCUGUUCCAACAAGAGCACAUAGUAAUUUAAUCCAAGUCAUUCAACAGUGUUAUUUUUAUUCUGUGGAGAAUAACAAAUUACAUCACUUACCUUCACAGUUACAUGACCUGUGCUUUCAGGCACUUUAAUAACAUAAUGCGGUCAGCUCAGAUAAAAUACAGAAUGACACCAAAGAAACAGCACAGCAUUACUUGAAGUAGUUAUUUAUAUAUGUGGGUCAUUGCAACCAUGUUAGCAUAUUUCAACCAUAUAACAACCCUAAUGUUGGGCCCAAUGAUCUCAACAACUUUUAAGUUAGUUUAACUUCAUUAACUAGUGCUCAGUUGAUAAGUCUACUUAUUCAAUGUGCUUCCAAUACACAUGCAGACGUUUAGAUUGUUAUGGAGAAUUUGUUUGUCAAUGGUUAACCUCAGCAGUACAGAAAAGUGUACAGGAGUCCGGGAUGUAUAAAUGGUCAUACUCAAUGCAUCUACAGUAAUGGAAUCAGCCUAUUAGUUCGUUAUUCUACAAACAAGGAGACACAGGUACCGAUCUGUGGGUUUAGGGAGUCAGACAGUCAUAUCCUCUGACCUUCGGUGCCACAGCAAUACUGCGCCACUGUUAUCAAAGUGACUCCUGCAUUCCCCAAAACACCACAGACAGCUGCCCUCACCAUCUCAAGGAGAGAGACAGUAUGUCUUUCUGCCAAGAUGAUAGUACGGCCUUUACUGUGACGUCAAGGUCCAUGCUUGACCCCAAAUAUGGAAAAUUCCCUAACAUAGAUUAUUCACGUAGUUUUUGCAUUAUAUAUUUAUUGUAAUAUAUAACAUUAUAUAAUAUUGUAAAUGUACUGCAUAUGACCCUAAUGUCUCUUUCUGUGGUAGUGUCACUAACGGUAGUGUUUAGUGCAAGUGUUUGUAAAACUGGCUUUUGUUAGAAAAUGUUUAAAAUGACAUGCCACAAUGUCAGAAGAGUUGAGUGAAAGAGGAGAGCAUCAGCAUCUGUACAGGACCGGACGCAGUGUGACAA
Molecule: messenger RNA, 2756 nt
Organism: Scomber scombrus (Atlantic mackerel)
Lineage: Eukaryota; Metazoa; Chordata; Actinopteri; Scombriformes; Scombridae
Exons: 4
Coding region: 681-1706 (341 amino acids)
Source: RefSeq, a predicted model, not a curated record